AUGCUUGAUCGAGAAAAGCAAGCAAAGAAGCAGCAGGAUGCGGAAUAUGAAGGGGCUAGGGGUAGAGCCAAUAACCAAUUGAAGAGUUACAGACUACAGUAUAAAGCCCUCAAUCAUGCUCUUGCCAGUGACAUAGAUUGUAUAUACUCUCGCCGAUUAAGGCAAAUUCUGCGCUCCACGAAAAAACAUAGGGAGUCCUUCCUCCUGGACUUAAGGAAGGCAAAACAAAAAAGUGCCCCUAUGACUCUGGUUCUAGUGAAAGCGAUGAAAGUAUAG
Prunus armeniaca (apricot) is the source of this 276-nucleotide messenger RNA. NCBI's taxonomy places the organism in Eukaryota, Viridiplantae, Streptophyta, Magnoliopsida, Rosales, Rosaceae. The record is from the annotation of a GenBank genome assembly.